AUGACAGACGUUUCGACAGGUAUUCACGAGCCAUUUGAUUUGAUCCGCUUAUCUUUGAGUGAGAGGGUCCUCGUUAAGCUGCGUGGCGACCGUGAAAUGCGGGGCAUCUUGCAUGCGUACGACGGCCACAUGAACUUGAUUCUAGGCGAUGUUGAAGAGACUAUUUACGACAUGCAAGUAUCUGAAGACACAGGUGCUGAGUCUAUUCAGGUUUGUUUAUUUUUUCUGCUUGUAUGGGACUCUAACAUGUCGUGA
Malassezia globosa CBS 7966 is the source of this 255-nucleotide messenger RNA. RefSeq lists its product as uncharacterized. NCBI's taxonomy places the organism in Eukaryota, Fungi, Basidiomycota, Malasseziomycetes, Malasseziales, Malasseziaceae. Gene Ontology annotation, cellular component: precatalytic spliceosome; P-body; U4/U6 x U5 tri-snRNP complex. Gene Ontology annotation, biological process: mRNA splicing, via spliceosome; P-body assembly. Gene Ontology annotation, molecular function: RNA binding. The record is from RefSeq and is a predicted model, not a curated record.